Molecule: messenger RNA, 4379 nt
Organism: Cyanistes caeruleus (blue tit)
Lineage: Eukaryota; Metazoa; Chordata; Aves; Passeriformes; Paridae
Source: RefSeq, a predicted model, not a curated record
UUUUUUUUUUGGCAAAUACUUCAAUUUUCUUCACUUUCAGAAGUGUCCAGGUAGUCCUCCAUGCUUCAGCUGUAGUUAAUGAAGGAGAUUGUUUCCUCUUGUGGGUCUUUACUCAGGUGCCUGUAACUUGCACAUUUGCAACUUGCAAGCAUAAGAGGCCAAAAUUUAAUAGUAAGUCAGCAAAGCUUAUGUAGUAUAAAACUGGCUAGAUGUGUCUGAUUUUAAGGCUUUUCCCCAAAAUCUGGAUAUGCUGGCAAAGUAAGCAAAGCUGGCAGGCUGUGAGGUUGGUAAGGCAGAGGCACAGAGAAGCCAUGGCUGUCCCUUCCAUGGAUGUGUCCAAGACUAGGUUGGAUAGGGUUUGGAGCAACCUUGGAUAGUGAAAGGUGCCCCUGCCCCUGGCAGGGGGUUGGCAUGAGAUGGCUUUAAGAUCCCUUCCAACCCAAACUGUUCUGGAAUUCUGUACUGUCUGUCUCCUCAUCUCUCUGCCCACUGAAAAUUGAUUCUGUGUAGGUGUGAUUAGAAUGAAAGAGGAGAGCUGCUACUGUCUAAUGUCUGCUGUUGCCACCUGGAGAACUCUUGGAAUGCUGUCAGCAGCUCAGGGGAUCUGCUCAUCUGCUCUCCUCAGCACCCUGCCCUCAGCAGAACCACAAAGUUGUUCUGCAUACUGAUUGAGUUUUGUUAAGCACAAACAGGACCAAAGACAGACAAAACACUGUCAGAAUAGGGAUAGGAUUUUUUCUUUGCUUGCGGUUUAAAACACAGCUCUCAAGGACAUGUUUUAAUCCCUGAGUUGUGUUUUAAAGUGCUGUAGGGGCACAAUAGAAGAUUCUUUGGGAAAGAGAGCAAAACUGAGCCUGCAUUUGUGAAAGUCUCCCUUGCUGUGACUGGCUCCCCUUUUGCGGUUUGCUUAAUAAUGCCAUAUUAAUCUUUGAGGAAAUAUGUUGGAAGGAUCCAUCUUCAGUACUUGGAAAGUGUGUAGAUUUUGGAAGCAUAAGUUUGUGUUAAUAGCUCUGGAUGAAUUUAACCAUUUUUGUGUUAGAUGCAGUUUCAUGAAGGAGACAUUGAAAUAAAUUUUGGCUUCCUGGCUGUGGUUUCAUGGCAACUUUUUAUUCCCCAUUUUUAGCUUUAGUGUAAACCCUUCUUGCUUUCACCAAGAUGUGAAAUUUCUUUGGGUAUGCGCAUGUUUGUGACUUAAAAGGUGUAAUUUUUACCUGAAGCAAUGUACUGCUCCUGCAGUACAAAUGUAAAAUAAGCUAUUCAACUUAUUUUCAUAAUUUAAGGCAUAAUUUAAGAGGAAUUUUUAAGGAGUUUGUGUUUUCUUGAAAUUCCCACAACCAUAUAAAUAUCCAGUGUGUUCUGAGUGUGGUGGUAAACUGCAUGGUCCCUUUAACAUAGUCUGUAAUAGAGGCUUGGAAAAUACUUAAUUUAUGGAUGAGUUCUUACUGCUACUUGCUUGUGUUUUCUCUCUGAAGGGACAAACUUCCCUGUUGGGGGUGGAUCUUGGGCUGGCCCCUUUCAAGUCCAAAUGUUCCUGUUCCUCCACAGGCUGGUGCUCUCAGAUCUACCAGUCCCUUUGUGUUGAGUUGACACAAUUGCAGAUUCUUGUUGCUCCUCUCUGAAUUUAUUAGAUCACAUGAUUAUACCACUGCAAUUUGGUAGUGCUGGAUGAUAGCAUUGGGUACAUUUUUCUGGGAAAAAUCUGCUUUCCUCUAUUUGGCUUGUAAGUUCAUGAAGGUGCCAUUAUUUUCCUUACUUGUAAUUGCACGCUCCUUGUAUGUUUUUUAACUUCUUUGCUUUGUGGGCUUUUGCUUGUCCUGCAGUUGUAUGGAGAAGCAGCCUGGUUUGUGCAUUGGCAUGGGUGACCAGUGCUUUCCUGUACUUCCCUAGUACUGAAGCCACCAGGAUUCAGUGAUGGAGGCCUUGCUGGAAGGAAUGCAAAGAAAUGGGCAGGGGAGUGGUGGGUUCUUGACCUCCUGUGAGGCUGAGCUGCAGGAGCUGAUGAAGCAGAUUGACAUCAUGGUGGCUCACAAGAAAUCCGAAUGGGAAGGGCAGACACAGGCUUUGGAAGCUUGUCUGCGUGCUCGGGAGCAGGAGCUUUCUUCUACCAAGGCAGCUUUGCAGGAAAAACAAAAGGAGAUUGGCAUGUUGCGUUGCCAGGUCGAAGAUGUGGAAAAAUCCAAGCAGGACAUGGUUAGAGAGUAUGAACAACAGCUGAAGAAAUUCCAGGAGGAGUUGUCCCGGCUGAGGAGGAGCUAUGAGAAGUUGCAGAAGAAAAAAAGCAGAGGAGAAGCUAACAAGGGACAAGAGGAGGACAAGUUUGAAUUGAGCCGACUGACCAGGAAGCUGGAGGAGUUCCGUCAAAAAUCACUUGACUGGGAGAAGCAGCGCCUGCAGUACCAGCAGCAGGUGGCAUCGCUGGAGGCACAGCGCAAGGCUCUGGCAGAGCACUCCGAGCUCGUGCAGAGCCAGCUGGCCAAUCGGAAGCAGAUCCUGGACUCGGUGGAGCUGGCGAGCCGCUCAGAAAUCCAGCACUUAACCAGCAGGCUGGAGAGGGCCAACGACACCAUCUGUGCCAAUGAGAUGGAGGUGGAGAGGCUCAGCAUGAGGGUGGAUGACCUGAGUGAGGACAAUCGCCUGAUUCUGGAGGAUCAGCAGAGAGUUCAAGAAGAAUUAAGGCAGUCAAAGAAAAUGUUAGAGGUGCUGCAGGAUGAGAAGAUGGAGCUGAGAGCCACCUUGCAGUCCCAAGAAGAUUUCAUUGACAGCUCCAAGCUGUACCAGGAACAGUUACAGAAGGAGCUGGCUAAGAUGACUGAAACUCUUCACACAAAAGAAUUACUCAUCAGGGCCUUGGAGGAGCGCUUGCAGGGGAAGCCACUGUCCUGUGCAGGGCUGGAGCUGGAGCAGGUGCUGCUGCAGCUGAAUGUUGCCCAGAAGAAGGAACAACACUUGCAGACAGAGGUGACUCGUCUUGAGAACAGCCUGGUGUCUUCAAAUGCCAGGUGUGUGCAGCUGAGCGAGGAGCUGGGUGAGAAUAUCAAAGAGCUGCAGUCCCUGGAAGAAGACCAGACUGAGUCAAGGGCAGAGAUUAAAAAGCUGAAGGACCAGCUCUCUCAGACUGAACAAAUGCACAGCAGUGAGCUAGAAGGGAUGAAAAGGGAGAUCUCCAGGCUGACACAGGAGCUGCACCAGCGGGACAUCACCAUUGCAUCAGCGAGCAGCUCCACCUCAGACCUGCAGCAGCAGCUGAGAGCUGAGAUUGAAAGAGCAGAGAGGAAAGCAGUGGAGCACAGGGUAAUUCUGGUCCAGCUGGAAACCUUGAGGCUGGAAAACCGUCAUCUCUCAGAAAUUCUGGAAAAAACAGAGUGUGGUAAGCUGAAGGGGCACGAUGGCACCCUGAGAGCACUCAGGGAGGACUAUGCUGUUGAGCUCCAGAAAUUAAUAUCUGAGAACCAGCAGUUGCGGAAGGACCUCGCAGAGACCAGGGCGAAACUGGAGGUCACUGCACAGGUGUGCCCAGAUGAACCCGAGGGCACAGCUCAGCAGGGGCAAGGCAAAGAGCCCAGGGAUGUACAGUACAGGACAGCUCAGGAAACACAGCACGAGCAUGAUGAGCACACAGCAAGGACACAUCUCCAGCCUGACAGGACUGCUCAGCAUCAUAACAGGGACUCCCAGAGGUGUGGGGCUGCUGAAACAGGAGCUGUGAGCCCUGAGAUGGGUGAGCCACCCUCCCAGAACAGCAGCAAGAACUGCAAGGAGUCACGUGCCCGGCUGGGAGCAGAGUCUGUGCUCCAUGUGGUGGAUGAAAACAAAGAUUUUGCAGAUGAAGCAUCUAAGCGGCCUGCCUCAAAUCAUCACAGAGAAUCUGUGUUUUUGUGCCCCUUGCCUACAGCUUCUGUCGGAUCCAUUGCUGCACGAUACCUGGAAGAUGAAGAAGUGAGAUCCCAGCACAUCCUGGAGUGCCUAAAUGCUCACAUUGAGGAACUGAAAAAAGAGAGUGCAAAGAUAGUGAGACGAUUUGAACACCAGGAAUAAUGUUUCUUGUGGAAUUGGAAUGCUGGUUUCCUUACGUGGUUCCACACUGUGACUGGGAAGGUGCCUGUAUCCAGUUGGGAUUGGAGCUUGAGUGAGAGGCCACGUGUUCCACUUGGAGCUGAAUCAGCAGGGUGGGAGUUGAGGAAAAGGAACCCCUGUCUAUCUGCUUGCUUUGAUGAGGGGUGUUAUACCACAAACAUUUUAGUCAGCUUGCCAUAGGUCAGAGACCUGCAUCAGAGCUAUGUGCUCACUCACAAAGAUUAUGGUGUUUUUUAAAAGCAAACUGUUUUCUAGUUUUUAUGUGAAGUAUUUAAAGUAUAUUUUAUACUUGUAAAAACACUGAA